AUGAUGGAGAGCACGGGAGGGCCGUAUCUGAACACUGCUGCUGUGACGUCCCCUGUGGGAAUAGCUCGUUUGCUGCAGAUGACGUUUGGAUGCACCACAUUCAGCCUGGUAGCCCACCAGGGGGGAUUCAGUGCAGCAUACGGCACUUUCUGCAUGUUUGUCUGGACCUUCUGCUUCGCCAUCACUGUCUUCAUCAUCGCCUGCGAAUUCACGCAUCUGCACAGCUGCCUGAGCAUUUCCUGGGGAAACUUCACUGCUGCUUUUGCUAUGCUCGCCACGCUCAUGUCCGUCACAGCCGCAGUGAUCUACCCGCUCUACUUUGUCCAGCUUGGCUGCUACCCCAUCGGCUGUGAGGUGAGAGACUUUCGCAUUGCAGCCAGUGUCUUCGCAGGCCUCCUGUUCGUUGCGUAUGCCACCGAGGUGUUCUUAACCAGGGCAAAACCAGGACAAGUCACUAGCUACAUGGCUACCAUCUCUGGGCUCCUGAAAAUCGUGCAGGCCUUCGUGGCCUGCAUCAUCUUUGGAGCGCUGGUGAACGACAGCCAGUAUGGCAAAUAUGUGGCGACGCAGUGGUGCGUGGCCGUCUACAGCUUUUGCUUUGUGAUGACAGUGGUGGUAGUGGCCUUCAGUGUCACAGGUAAGACUGCCUUGCUCUGGUUCCCCUUCGAGCGCUCUGUGGUCGUCUACACCUUCGGGGCCGUGCUGCUGUACGUGAGCGCAGCGGUCAUCUGGCCAGUAUUCUGCUUCGACAGCAAGUACGGCUCCCCGCAGCGCCCCAGCCUCUGCGCCAAGGGCAGGUGCCCCUGGGACAGCCAGCUGGUGAUUGCCAUCUUCACCUACGUGAACCUGCUGCUCUACGUGGUGGACCUGGCGUACUCCCAGCGCAUCCGCUUUGUCUCGCACCUCUGAAGUGAGGGUCUGUCGCUGCGAAGCUGUCCCAGCGCCGUAAGCAACGGCAGUCGGGGAUGCUGCAGGAGACGGGAUGGGGGGAAGGGAGGCGCUGA
Gavia stellata (red-throated loon) is the source of this 1004-nucleotide messenger RNA. It is a transcript of the gene MYADML2, whose product is annotated as myeloid associated differentiation marker like 2. Lineage: Eukaryota; Metazoa; Chordata; Aves; Gaviiformes; Gaviidae. Gene Ontology annotation, cellular component: membrane. The record is from RefSeq and is a predicted model, not a curated record. Bases 1 to 909 code for a protein of 302 amino acids. The transcript has a single exon.